AUGAAGAAGUUUGGUUUCAUAUCAUUUGUGUCUCUUUUGUUUCACUUGAUGCCAGUGUUUGCCAGUGAGAACUACAUAUGCGGCGGUUUACGGAUUGAAGGAAGUUUGAUAGAACAGGAAGUUCAAAAAAAACACAGUUUGUGUUUAAAAAGUAAGCAAAGUUCCUUCAACGAAUACCAACAUUUCGAAUAUGCAUACUUCUUUGUUCAAUCUUGCGAACCAGACAGACUAAGAUUCAGAGUUAGGGUGUCUUUUGAUGUGAUUAAAAUUAUAUUGAGUGUGGAAUCUGAUAUGAACGGCAGCUAUUCUGAAUGUAUUCCAGAACCAAGUGAGCAAUGA
Blumeria graminis f. sp. triticale is the source of this 339-nucleotide messenger RNA. Lineage: Eukaryota; Fungi; Ascomycota; Leotiomycetes; Helotiales; Erysiphaceae. The record is from the annotation of a GenBank genome assembly.